This is a messenger RNA of Pelobates cultripes (western spadefoot toad), 375 nucleotides long. NCBI's taxonomy places the organism in Eukaryota, Metazoa, Chordata, Amphibia, Anura, Pelobatidae. The record is from the annotation of a GenBank genome assembly.
AUGCGAGCAACAAGAAUGACACCAGCUCUCCCAGAACACUUUACCAACAUCCAAAUAUACGUAAAUCUUUCCCAGACCACGCUUGCUAACAGAAAGGCAUUCGCCACAGUUAUCAGAGCCCUGCGCAACAUCAACAUUAUUUUCAAGUGGGGAUAUCCUAACAAACUUAUAGUCCAGAGGAAUGGCACGGAACACAGCAUAUCAACACCUGAGGAUGUGGAAAAGUAUCUGAAAGAAUGGAGGUUAGAAGCUGAAAACCAAAUGAAGACACCUAACAGACGUGAACCAGCAACUUCACCAAAGAAACUAAACCCGGAUUGGAAGACUACAGCAACAGUGAGUGACUCUAAAGGGGAAAACCCUCUACUGGCAUAG